Molecule: messenger RNA, 2751 nt
Organism: Mesorhabditis belari
Lineage: Eukaryota; Metazoa; Nematoda; Chromadorea; Rhabditida; Rhabditidae
Source: the annotation of a GenBank genome assembly
AUGUCUAUUCCACGGCAAGCUGGAAAUCAAUUCACAUCCGUCGGUGCGGCAUCUACUUCUACAAACGAGACAGAGGAUUACGAUGAAUAUGGCUAUCAAAAACAUAUUUCUAAAGGAAUGAAUUCUCAUAAAGGAUUGAAUUCUCGUCAAAUUCGGGAAGAAAUUAAGCGAUUCGAGAGUGUACACCCUUGCAUUUAUCAGAUCUAUGAUAUUCUUGAUUGUUUGAGCGAGAACGAGAAAAAACACGAUUCCUUGGGCGAGAAAAAGCACGCUUUAUUGGACAAUUUGGAGCAAAUUCGGCAGCAAGUACUGCUAAUCGAAGAUGCUUUCGUGAAUUCCCAUGAGUGGACGUUGAGUCGAUCAGUUACGGAAAUUAGAAUUGGGCUGAUAGGUGGAAACUCCUCGGGCAAAAGUGCUUUAAUUCAUCGUUAUUUGACAGGACGCUACACAGAAGAAGAAACUCCAGAAGGUGGACGAUACAAAAAGGAAGUAACGAUUGAUAAUCAAAGCUAUUUGCUCCUCAUUCGCGACGAGGGUAUUUCUCUACCGGAUGUAGAGUUUGCUCAGUGGGCGGAUGCAGUACUACUUGUGUUUUCCGUUGACUCGUCAGAUUCGUUUGAACAGAUUGAUAGCUACUAUGAACAUAUGAAUCGAUUUCGAAAUUUAUACGACAUUCCGCUUGCUCUGGUUGCAACAAAGGACUUGAUUUCUUCAAGUAAUCCCCGUCAUGUCAUGGAAAAUGAAGGAAGAGAGAAAGCAAGCUGCUUUGGCAAACGAUGUCAUUAUUACGAAACGUCUUCUGUACAUGGGCAUAAUAUCGAGCGUGUAUUUAAAGACACUGCGAUCAAGGCAAUAAACUAUCGAGAUGUUUCAAGAACGAAAUAUACAACGCGUCAAAAUUCUUCUUUUACAUCGGAAAAUUCAACGAUGGAUUCAGUGGAUACUCGAGUGGUUCCCAAUUCAAUGUACGCAACUAUGCGACCAGCCUACCCUGAAGGAGCGUUUCGCUCGUCAUCUGCAUUAAUGAUUCCUCAGCCUCUUCAAAGUCGGGAAAUGACUUCGUCUGCAUCAGAUAGAUCCAUGUCGUCAAGCAAUGUUCUGGCACAACGAACAGAUUCACGAUUUCGCUCAUCAGGAAGUGCUGUUAAAAACAUACAAGCCACUUACACACCAAAUGGUUUUGCCACACGUUCUUCGGGGACACUACUGGACUCUGGAACCGAAAUGACUACUUCUGCAGCAGCUGGUUUAUGCGCGACCGAUGUUCAUUCCGCAUCAACGUCUCAUCUAUACGCAAUGACGCCCGGAAGCACUCCCACUACUCAACGAAAGAGCAGGCGAAUUUCAAAUAUUUUCGUAAGUAGAAAGGAUAAUGGUCUUGAGGAUAAAAAUCGAAACCUCGAUGUGGGUCAAGGUCGAGCAAUACCAAUAAAACAGGGUUUCCUCUACAAAAAAUCAAGCAAGCCGAUGCUUAAUCGUGAAUGGAAGAAGAAAUUUGUUUGCAUCUUUCCAGAUGGUCGCCUAAUUUAUUAUCCAAGUUUAAAGGAUUAUCAGGAAAACAAAUCCACUGGAAAAGCUGUUUUUCUUGGGCUAUGCACCGUGCGCGUGGCCGGAAGACAGCACUCGAAGGUUUCGCUUAGACCAAACUCAUUUGUUGCUUCUGCUGCAAACAAUCUUUCACACACACCGGAGCGGAAGCAAGAUGCUCUCUUCCAUUACAAUACCAAGGAAAACACAUCAGGAGGCAGUGAUGACGCUGGAAAUUUUGUAGCCCCAGUUAAUCCACCAGCUGGAACUAUGCCAAACAAGAAAAUGACUCGUAGAAGAGGAAUUGGCACUGGAGCACGAAACGAUCGAGAAGACGAUCAAGGGGAUUAUUUUGAGAUUGUUUCGCAUGACCAAAAGCAUUGGGAGUUUCUUGCCACAUCAAGUGAGGAAAGAGACCAGUGGGUUCGGGAAGCUGAACGGCAAAUUGGACGAGCACUGGAGACCGUUAUGAGUGAUCCAGCAGGCAAAAAGGAAUCUGCUCAAAUGACGAAUGCAAGAGAAAACAGCAACAAGAUUGAGGUUAGCGCAAUACUGAAUCAUGUCGGGAAUAAUCGAUGUGCAGAUUGUGGAUCGACGAGUGAUGUUACAUGGGUUAGCCUGAAUCUUGGGAUCGUGAUUUGCAUUGAAUGUGCAGGCAUUCAUCGAGAGCUUGGUGUUCAUAUUUCACGUAUUAGAAGCUUGACACUAGAUAACACUUCGAGCGAACAACUGGCAAUAGUAUUGGCUCUGGGAAACAACACGGCAAAUCAAAUUUGGGAGCACCAUGCGCCGCGAGACGCAAAACCGAAGCCAGAAGCAAGCCGUGAACAAAAGGAAGAAUGGGUCAGACAGAAGUAUCUCGAAAAGAAAUUUGUCGCCGCUAUUCGAGUCGAUGAAACUCUUGCCACUCAAGUUGUUCAGGCCGUUUUAAAAAAAGAUGUAAUCCAACUCUCUCUUUUGCUCACUCGUGCUCAAUCAAGCGAUAUUAAUUGCACCGUUUCUGCUACGGAUUUACGCACUCCGCUGCAUCUUUCUUGCUCAAAUGGAAGCCUUGAAACUUUGCAGCUUUUACUUUGGAAUCACGCCGAUCCGCAUGCUUUGGAUGAACACGGUCGUUCUGGGUUGUGGUAUGCGCUGCAGGGAGGAAACAAUGAGUGUGUCACCGUUCUCUACGCUAGUGGGGUGCCUCCCGAUUAUGGCCUAAUAGAUAACAAAUACGGGGGU